Messenger RNA from Phoenix dactylifera (date palm), 1383 nucleotides. The record is from RefSeq and is a predicted model, not a curated record. NCBI's taxonomy places the organism in Eukaryota, Viridiplantae, Streptophyta, Magnoliopsida, Arecales, Arecaceae.
AUGUCGACCAACCCAAACCAACAGGUAUUAGAUGCCAUAGCAGCAUUAGAAACCAGAUUAGGAGCAAGAAUCACUGACCUUGAAACUAGGCUGAAUACUCGCUUGACUAUAGCUGAAAAUUCAAUCACCAACCUCCAAGUGACUCACAACGAUGGAGAAUCUGAACUUGGUGAGACUGAACCGUCCCGCCCCAGAGGCCUUGGGCCACAACACCAAAGGGACUAUCUAAGAGCACGUGAGACACCAGAUGAGCAUGUAAUGCGCAGUAUUAAGAUCGAUGCACCAAGUUAUGAUGGUCGUCUUGACCCAAAAGUCUUCAUCGAUUGGCUCGCUGAUAUGGACCAUUACUUUGAAUGGUAUAGCUUGUCUGACGAUCGCAGAGUUCGUUUUGCAAAAAUGAAGCUCAUUGGUCCUGCAAAAUUACAUUGGAACACAAUAGAAAAUAUGCUUGCUAGAGCUAGACAACCCCCUGUGGUACAUUGGGAUGAAAUGAAGGAGAAGUUAAAAGAAAAAUAUCUCCCAACAUCCUAUAAGAGUCGCCUGUUAGAUCAGUGGCAACGACUGAUUCAAGGAAAUAAACCUGUGUCUGAGUACAUCGCUCGCUUUGAUGAGUUCUUCAUGCGAUGUGAUGCACGUGAGAGUGUGGAAUUGACCCUUUCUAGGUUUUGGUCCGGAUUGCGAGAUGAUUUACAAAAAGAGCUUAUUCUGCGUGAGGUCAAUUCAUUAGAACAUGCUUAUCAACUUGUCCAAGACAUUGAGCGAUAUACUAAUAAGACAACCUUUAGGCGAUUUGAUCUUAAGGAGACCAAUUAUAAGAACACCCACGAUAGUCAAACUAAUACUUGGAGUAAGCCUAAUAUUAGAAAUCAAGCGACCGAGUCCCCAAAAAUUAAUGAUCAAAAGAAUAAGGGAAUUUUAAGUGAACCACCCAAAAUUUCUAGAGAUCAGUGUUACAGAUGUUUUGGUUUUGGGCAUAGAGCUAGUCAAUGUCCUACUAAGAAAACACUGGUCAUCGAAGAAGAUAGAAAUGAUGAAGAAAAUGAGUUGGUCUAUGAACCAGAGAUAGACCCUGAAGAGUCAGAUGAAGGUGAGGAACGCGGCUCACUUGAGGGUUCCACUCCUUUAGGCAUAGUUAGGUGUGUCCUUACACAACCUAAGCAAGAAGAUGAUGACUGGAGACGUCGAUCCAUAUUUCACACUUAUAUCAAAUGUGGCGAACAUAGCUGUAAGGUUAUCAUCGACAGUGGGAGUAGUGUCAAUGUUGUAUCCACAAGAACUGUCAAGAAGCUACAGUUAAAGACAGUGCCUCAUCCUAACCCUUAUAAUGUGUCAUGGGUGGAUAAAACCGCAUCAGUUUGGUAUCCUCCUCCUUCCCCUUCUUAA